This is a messenger RNA of Exophiala bonariae, 1260 nucleotides long. RefSeq lists its product as uncharacterized. Lineage: Eukaryota; Fungi; Ascomycota; Eurotiomycetes; Chaetothyriales; Herpotrichiellaceae. The coding region runs from base 1 to 1260 and encodes 419 amino acids. The transcript has 4 exons. The record is from RefSeq and is a predicted model, not a curated record.
AUGUCCGAGACAGGCGAGGGCGAUCUAUACGAGCCUCUAAAGCCGCCAUUCGAGAAUCUGACAGCUGAUAAUCGGGGCCCUAUUGCAUUGGCCGUCGCGGCAACCGUAAUUGUCAUUACUGGCUUGACGGUGGGAGUGAAGCUAUGGACAAGACUGGCGACAACCCGAACUGUCGGGUUUAAUGAUGCUGCAAUGGUGAUAGCGAUGAUUUUUGCCGUUGCCCAAACAGCAUGCAUAGGUAUUGCCACGGAUAAAGGUCUAGGUCGACACAUAGAUGCGAUCCCAGCUGACGACAUCCAAAGUCUUAGCAAGGUCUUUUAUGCGUCCAAUAUUCUUCUAAUCCUCACUCUCGCGAGCGCCAAAGCGGCCGUGACUCUCUUGAUCAUUGCCAUCAAGCCAUUGAAAAAUGUCAUGUAUGCGUGCUAUGGCAUGCUUGCAUUCAUCGCGCUCUGGGCCGUAGCCAGUGUGUUCGUUUUGGCUUUCCAAUGUUCACCAGACCGGUGGGCGCUCGGCCCAAGCGACGGCAAUACAUGCGUCGAUCAGUAUGCAAUGCAAAUCGCCAUCAGAAGCAUGGACAUCGCCAGUGACGUCGGGAUUGUUCUCCUUCCAGCACUCAUGAUGAGAACCGUGCUUGUGAGUCGGGACAAGCGGUGGAUGGUCAUCAUGCUCUUCAGCCUGCGUCUUGCCACACCAUGCCUGACCGCCGCAUCGAUGGUAGCACUCGACGACUUCUACCACUCAACACCACAAGACCGGACGUGGUUCGCCAUCACACCAUCAGCAUGGACGAGCGUAGCGAUGAACGUGUCGAUCGUAACGGCCUGCAUCCCGUCGAUCAAGCGCUUCCUCGCCGACUGGGCGUCCGGGCUCAGCGGCGUGACCAUCUCGGAACCGUUCGAGCUCGAGCACUCGGCCGGAAAGAGCGGCAUGUUCAACAGCAGCAGCUACGCGCAGGGCAGCGGGAUGGGAAGCAAAAUAGCCACGAAACUGGGACUGUCGUCGUCGAGCAAAGCCCAGAUCAGCUCGAACCUGCGCAGCAUCGACAGCCACCACCAUGACGCCAACCACGGCCAGACGACUCCAGGCGGCAAUAACCGCGGCGCGACCGUUCACGCCGCGGACCCGAACGAUGCGUCCGACAGCGUCAAAGGCUUGACGGACGGCGUCAUCAUGCACUCCAUCGACUAUCGGGUCGAGUACGAGGACCAGAACCCCGAUAAUCGGGACUGGCACAGCAGUAGCAGCAACGACAGGAUCUGA